Amaranthus tricolor (Joseph's coat) is the source of this 672-nucleotide messenger RNA. Its product is annotated as cytochrome c oxidase subunit 6b-2. The record is from RefSeq and is a predicted model, not a curated record. Lineage: Eukaryota; Viridiplantae; Streptophyta; Magnoliopsida; Caryophyllales; Amaranthaceae. Gene Ontology annotation, cellular component: mitochondrion; respiratory chain complex IV. The transcript has 4 exons. Bases 150 to 383 code for a protein of 77 amino acids.
CGCCUGAGCCCAUUGCUACUGAGUCGCGAGUCGCGACCAAGUCAACCAGGCAUAUAAAUCGAUUCAAAAUACAUAUUUCUUCAUUAUAAUCUGCAGUUUCUCUCUUCCCCAUUUCAUAGCUUCUGCGUUAUAGUUUGAUCUGAUCGAAAAUGGCAGAGAUUGAACUUAAGACUGCUCCAGCUGAUUUCCGGUUCCCAACAACAAAUCAAACUAGACAUUGUUUCACCAGAUAUAUUGAAUUCCACAAGUGCUUAGCAGCAAAAGGUGAAGAGUCCAAUGAAUGUGAAAAGUUUGCGAAAUACUAUCGUGCCCUUUGUCCUGGUGAAUGGGUCGACAAAUGGAAUGAGCAGAGGGAGAAUGGCAAUUUUCCAGGACCUCUGUAAUCGUCAACUUUUGGCAAAUGGAAGUUUCAAAGCUUUCAGUUUUCCUUUCUGAAGCAAAUAUAAGUUGGUUUCUUCUCAAAAUUCCAAAUGGAUUAUUAAAAAAAUUCCAUUAAAAUGUUCAAUUAUUAUCCUCAGUUUGUUGGCCAAUAAAUCUUGAUAUUUGGUCUGUUAUUUUUGUCUGGAAAAUCUUUGUAUCAUUGUUUGCUGAUACACUGGUCUUGGAUUGGGACCUGACCUGACAACUUAUUCAUUUUACAAUCUUAUACCGUGCAUUCGCAAUUUGAUCUUU